This is a messenger RNA of Lentinula edodes (shiitake mushroom), 1128 nucleotides long. RefSeq lists its product as uncharacterized. The coding region runs from base 1 to 1128 and encodes 375 amino acids. The transcript has 12 exons. The record is from RefSeq and is a predicted model, not a curated record. Lineage: Eukaryota; Fungi; Basidiomycota; Agaricomycetes; Agaricales; Omphalotaceae.
AUGCCGCCAUUUAUCCAGCAAAAGUUCAGCCUCACAGCAGAUUCUGCCUCCAUUGUCACCUUUGACCACGGUCUCCUUCGCCCUGUGCACGUUGAGCUUCCCGUCAACAAGUACAGUCAACGGGUUCCUCUGAACCAAUUUUGGCGUCUUCGACGAGUUGGAGGGCUCAAGUGGGAGUACUUUUGCAGUUGUCCACCCCCUGGCAACACCCCUGGUAUCCCGGCAAGGUGCUACACAGUCAAUAAGCAGGGCUCCCGCUUCAAUGGCCGCACGUACUUGGGCUGCGGCAAGACUAGGCAACGUUGUCUAUGGAAAGCUGAUGCCCGCCCUCCUGCUGAACCUGAAUUUCCUGACCCUGAGGAAUUCAACGAGGAAUUCAACGAAGAAUUUGCCCAGCUUAUGAAUGACUUGCAGAUUCAGGAGGCGCAAAGCAACGCCCAACUCCCUACUUCUCCAAAACUGACUGAGAUUGAAGAACUAGGUAAAGAUUUUGGCAAACUCCUGGGUGACGUACCUCUUGCCCCUUCCGAACAGGCCCUCCUGCAAAGUGACACCUGCCGCGGAGUUGCGUCUCAAAUUUCAGCAGAAUUUAACAAGCUCAUGGAGGACCUCACCAUAAGCACAGCAGAAUUGAUUUCACAGGGUGUUGAGCCCAUGAUCUGGAAUGCAAUAGCUGAAGAAUGGCAGCUCUCAGAAGCGGAUUAUAACGGACUUGUUGCAUACUUUGCGGGCCAGGACGACGUGUUUGUGUCUCGAGACGGUUGCAUUCACUAUAUCCCUGCGCCGGAACUGGCAUUUGAAGAUUCCGCCGUUGACAAUUCCAUCCCCGACUUGAGCCAAAACAGCGACGAUGAACUCGGGGUGGAAGCCUUGAGCCCGGAGUUGAACGACAAAAACAUGCAUCUUGACAUUGAAAUGGAGAGAUCGGAUUCCCCGGAGGAGGCCCUACCUUCUCAGCGUAAAAAAAAGGUCGCAAGUCUUCCAAGUGACCAUCCAAUGUUCAUCGACCUUACCCUUACCUUGGAACUCGAUCAAAUGAAGUUGUCCAACCACAAAACUUUCGAGGAAAUGGAAAUUUCUGGCUGUGGUACAUCUGCAGAGCCCUAUGAGAUCAGAGGCGAGGUGUAA